Messenger RNA from Toxotes jaculatrix (banded archerfish), 538 nucleotides. Its product is annotated as myosin regulatory light chain 2B, cardiac muscle isoform-like. The transcript has 6 exons. Gene Ontology annotation, molecular function: calcium ion binding. The record is from RefSeq and is a predicted model, not a curated record. Gene Ontology annotation, cellular component: mitochondrion; cytoplasm. NCBI's taxonomy places the organism in Eukaryota, Metazoa, Chordata, Actinopteri, Toxotidae. The coding region runs from base 16 to 465 and encodes 149 amino acids.
UCAAACAUUGUUGGGAUGUUUGAGCAGAACCAGAUCCAGGAGUUCAAAGAGGCUUUCACAAUCAUGGACCAGAACAGAGACGGUAUCAUUGAUAAGAGCGACCUGAGGGAGACCUUUGCAGCUCUGGGUCGCCUCAAUGUUGGUAAUGAUGAGCUCGAUGAGAUGAUGAAGGAGUGUUCAGGACCGCUUAACUUCACUCUGUUCCUCAACAUGUUCGGAGAGAAACUUAAAGGAACUGACCCCGAGGACACGAUUCUCAACGCCUUUAAGGUCUUUGACCCAGAAGGAACAGGAGUCCUCAGGGGGGAGGAGAUGAAAUAUUACCUCAUGUCACAGGCCGACAAGUUUACAGAGGCUGAGGUAAAUCAGAUGUUUACAAACUUCCCAUUGGAUGUCUCUGGUAACUUCGACUACAAGAACUUGUGCUAUGUGAUCACCCACGGAGAGGACAAAGAGCAGGAGUGAAAGGAGGACAAGAAGAAACAGAAGGAUGAAAAAGAAGAGGAAGACAAAGAGGAGGAGCAGCCGUGAAGCUUCU